Messenger RNA from Soboliphyme baturini, 563 nucleotides. NCBI's taxonomy places the organism in Eukaryota, Metazoa, Nematoda, Enoplea, Dioctophymatida, Soboliphymatidae. The record is from the annotation of a GenBank genome assembly.
UUGUCGUAUAGGUUUCCUAAAAAGUUGCUCGCGACAUAUUCUGUGUUUCCUGACUACCAAGAGGGCAGUGACGUCGUUGUUCAGCCGUAUAAUUCGGUGCUGACGAUGAAGCGACUAAUCGAGUAUGCUGAUUCGACGGUGGUUCUGGACAAUAGCGCGCUGCAUCGAAUUGCUGUCGAGCGGUCGCACAUCACACAUCCAAGCUUCUCAGAGAUUAACUCCUUCGUAUCAACGAUUAUGGCCGCUAGCACCAGUUUCCUUCGCUACCCGAGCUACAUGUUCAGCGACAUGAGGAGUAUGCUAUCGUCUCUGGUGCCGAUUUGGAACUUGCACUUCCUCAUAACCGGUUAUACACCGUUGCGAGCAGCGAGUCAGGAAAUAUUUGUCCGCAAAACUAGCGUUUACGAAACAAUGCGCCGACUAUUGCAGCCGGCUAACAUGAUGGUCUCCAAUAUUUGUCGCAAGAAAGGAAACACACAACAUUGCUACAUAUCGAUCGUGAACAUUCUACAAGGAGACGUAGACUCGACGGAGGUAAAUAAUAGCAUUAAUCGACGCUGAGG